UUCAUUUACGUCGGAUCCACUUCUUUGUUAAAGAAAUGCCCAUGAGAUUUAUUCAACAUACAUCGCACAAUGGGUUUUAAGAAGCUCUCUCUACUUCUGUUGCCAUCAAUGAAGACUCAUUGAUCUGACCGUUCCCAGUGUAAACCCGCUCUUGCUCGCCUUCCCACUGCAGCAACUGGUUACCCCAGAAUGGAGGACACUUACAAUAACAGGACUUCCCUGGUUAAAGGGGCCAAGGAUAUGGUCAAGGAGGCAAAGCGGCAGGCGACCAAGAAGGUCAACAAGGUGGUGGACCGUGCUACAGAUGAAUAUUCAUCCCACCACAACUAUUCACGAUUCCAGGACGAUGCGGACGACGAUGAGGAUUUCUACAGGAAUCCACCUCGGCAAGAUGGAGAGGGUUACCACGACACUGACGAGGGCUCCAGCGACGCCACCGAGGGCCACGACGAUGAGGACGAGAUCUAUGAGGGCGAGUACCAGGGGGUCCCCUCCACGGGCGACAGGAAGCAUAAGGAGGGCCAAGUGGCCCUGGGGCAACCGAUGUCGGACGCGGUGAGGGACAGAAAGGAGCUGGAUCAGGAACGACAGGCGGAUGAGGAGGAGCUGGCACAGCAGUACGAGCUCAUCAUCCAAGAGUGCGGCCACGGGAGGUUCCAGUGGCAGCUGUUCCUGGUGCUCGGACUGGCCCUCAUGUCGGACGGCGUUGAGGUCUUCGUGGUGGGCUUUGUGCUUCCCAGCGCCGAAACAGACAUGUGUGCGCCCGAUUCCAGCUCAGGAUGGCUAGGGAGCAUCGUUUACCUGGGGAUGAUGCUGGGAGCGUUCUUUUGGGGAGGAAUGUCCGACAAAGUGGGCCGCAGACAGUGCCUCCUCGUUUGCAUGUCCACCAACGGCUUCUUCGCCUUCCUGUCGUCUUUUGUCCAGGGAUACGGCGUCUUCCUCGUUUGCCGCCUCGCCGCCGGGUUCGGGAUAGGAGGUGCAGUGCCCAUUGUUUUCUCUUUCUUUGCAGAGGUUUUGUCGAGGGAGAAAAGAGGCGAACACCUGAGCUGGCUCUGUAUGUUUUGGAUGAUUGGCGAGAUCUACGCAUCUGCCAUGGCGUGGGCCAUUAUCCCGCAUUAUGGAUGGAGUUUCAGCAUGGGUUCAGCAUACCAGUUCCACAGUUGGAGAGUGUUUGUGGUGGUCUGCGCCCUACCUUGCGUGUGUGCUGUGGUCGCACUGACCUUCAUGCCUGAAAGCCCAAGAUUUUAUCUUGAGGUGGGGAAGCACGACGAAGCCUGGAUGAUCCUCAAACAAAUCCACGACACCAACAUGAGAGCGCGUGGGCAGCCGGAGAAAGUCUUCAGCGUUAACAGGAUAAAGAUCCCAAAGCAGCUCGAUGAGUUGGUCGAAUUGGAGUCCGAAUCCGGAAAUCCAGUUUCCAAGGCUGUCUUUCGGCUGAAGGCUGAAAUCCAUGGGAUCUAUUUGAAUCUCAUGAAGUGUUUCAACUACCCGAUGCGAGAAAAUAUAAUGCGACUCGCCAUUGUGUGGUUCACGCUGUCUUUCGGGUAUUAUGGUCUGUCUGUCUGGUUCCCCGAUGUCAUCAAACACCUCCAGGCAGACGAAUAUGCCUCCAAAGUGCAAAUCCACAACAGCGAACGCAUUGAAGACUUCACCUUCAACUUUACUCUAGAGAACCAGAUACACAAAAAUGGACUUUUCAUCAAUGAUCGAUUCAUCAACAUGAAACUCAAAUCCGUCACCUUUGUUGACUCAACGUUUCGUAACUGCUACUUUGAUGAUGUCACAUCGGUGGGAUCCUAUUUCCAUAACUGCACUUUUAUCGAUGCGUUCUUCUUUAAUACAGACAUCGACGACUCUAAGCUGAUCGAUGGCACUGAGGUGGUCAACAGCACUUUCACCCAUAACAAGACGGGAUGCCAGAUGACAUUUGAUGACGAUUACAGCGCCUACUGGGUUUACUUCAUCAACUUCUUGGGAACGUUGGCCGUUCUACCUGGGAACAUCGUGUCCGCUCUUCUCAUGGAUAAAACGGGACGUCUGUCCAUGUUAGGUGGCUCCAUGGUGUUGUCAGGCAUCAGCUGCUUCUUUUUGUGGUUUGGCACCAGUGAGUCCAUGAUGAUUUUCAUGCUGUGCCUUUAUAACGGCUUGAGUAUCUCUGCCUGGAACUCCCUUGACGUGGUCACAACUGAAUCUUUCCCGACUGCCCGGAGAGGAACUGGCUUUGGAUUCUGCAAUGCCCUUUGUAAGCUGGCUGCAGUCUUGGGAAACCUGAUUUUCGGUUCUCUAGUUGGCAUCACGAAGGCCAUCCCCAUCCUGAUGGCAUCGUCAGUUCUAGUGAUGGGAGGUCUGGUCGCCCUCCGGUUGCCUGAUACCAGGGCGAAUGUCCUCAUGUAACACCAGCUUCACCAUAGUACAACCUAGAAAAAAACAUGGAGCUUCAAGGGGAUAACAGAUCAUAGUGAAAGGGGGGCAAGUGGCUUGGAUCAUACAUGCAGUGGUUAUCAAAAGUCUACACUCCCUGUUCAAAAAACAAAUAAAUACAAAUCACAUACUUGAAAUCUGCCGAACGCAUUUGGGAAAAUGUAUUUUGCUCCAAUGAAAACAAAGGUUGAACUUUCUGCCAAUUACUCCAAAGGGCAUGCUUGGCACAAAUGCAGCACUGCUCAUCACCAAAAGAACAACAUACAUACAGUGAAGCCUGUUGGUGGCAGCAUCGUCCUUUGGC
This is a messenger RNA of Phycodurus eques (leafy seadragon), 2725 nucleotides long. RefSeq names its product synaptic vesicle glycoprotein 2Ca (gene sv2ca). The record is from RefSeq and is a predicted model, not a curated record. Gene Ontology annotation, molecular function: transmembrane transporter activity. Gene Ontology annotation, cellular component: membrane. Lineage: Eukaryota; Metazoa; Chordata; Actinopteri; Syngnathiformes; Syngnathidae. Bases 190 to 2394 code for a protein of 734 amino acids. The transcript is spliced from 13 exons. Gene Ontology annotation, biological process: transmembrane transport; chemical synaptic transmission.